UACUUUCACUUUCGCAUGCUACCUGUAUCGGCAACGAUUUGCAAACGUUUCUUACACUUAACAUUGAAAAUGUCUUUUAUUUCUGUUGCACCAGACAGCGACUUUCCAAUACAAAAUUUACCUUAUGGAGUAUUUUCAACUUCAGCCAAUCCUAACAAGCGUAUUGGAGUUGCUAUUGGAGAUUACAUUUUGGACUUGUCUGAGGUGAAGCAUCUGUUCACUAGCGCUGAGCUGCAGCAUGCAUUCGAGCAGUCAACUCUUAAUGCCUUUAUGGGCUUGGGUCGCAGUGCUUGGAGUGAAGCUAGGCAGACUCUGCAGAAGGUCUUAUCUGAGUCCGAACCUGUCCUUCGCGAUGAUGCUGUACUAAGAUCAAGAUCCCUUGUGUUACAAAAUCAUGCAACCAUGCACCUCCCAGCUGCUAUUGGCGACUACACAGAUUUCUAUUCAUCGAAAAACCACGCCUUCAAUGUUGGUUGCAUGUUCCGUGAUCCGCAGAAUGCCCUCAAUCCUAACUGGACACAUCUACCAGUAGGUUACCAUGGGAGAGCCUCGUCUGUCGUUGUGUCUGGGACUCCAAUUCGUAGACCAAAUGGUCAAACCUUGCCUGAUGAAAAGUCGCCCCCAGUGUUUGGACCGUGCAGGCUGUUUGACUUUGAGCUGGAGACGGCUUUCUUCACUGGCCCAGCCACGUUGCUGGGGAACCCAGUCACAAUGGAGAAGGCUGAGGACCACAUCUUUGGGAUGGUGUUGAUGAACGACUGGAGUGCUCGGGACAUCCAGAAAUGGGAGUACGUUCCCCUGGGUCCAUUCCUAGCCAAGAACCUGGGGACAACCAUUUCUCCCUGGGUUGUGACUAUGGAUGCCCUCCGACCUUUCAUUGCCCCCAACAUGACCCAGGAUCCUGUGCCUCUGCCUUACCUGCGUCACGCUGACGAUUACAAUUUUGAUAUCAAGUUGGACGUGUCAAUCUUGGCCGAUGGUAUGAACAAGCCAGCUGUAAUCACAAGAUCCAAUUUUAAAUACAUGUACUGGACCAUGAAACAACAACUGGUCCACCACACAGUCUCUGGAUGCAACAUUAACCCCGGGGAUCUGAUGGGCUCAGGAACUAUUUCUGGCGAGACACAAGACUCCCUGGGAUCUAUGCUGGAACUCUGCUGGAAAGGUACCAGAACUGUUGACCUGGGCAACGGACUGACCAGGAAGUUUCUGCAAGAUGGGGAUGAGGUCAUCUUUCAUGGCUACUGUGAGGGCAACGGCUAUCGUGUGGGAUUUGGCACCUGCACAGGUAAAGUCCUGCCUGCCCACCCCAUCACCUGUUGAGUUCCACCAGCCGCCUGUGUUGUGAGGGUUAAGAUGGCCGCCCCUGACCUAUCAACUCUGUGAGGGUCAAGAUGGCUGCCCUGACCUAUGAACUCUGUGAGGGUCAAGAUGGCCGACACUGACUUCUCACCUCUGUGCUUGCUCAUCUUUGUUGAAAACAUUUUGUUACUUUUUUUUUUUUGUUGAUGCUGCUAGCCUUUAGGUCAAAUCAAGUUUUAAAAUUUUUUGUUCUUUAAAAAAAAUCAUCUAUGUUUCUGGAUAGGUUUUUUUUUCUUUUUUGGUUUUCUAAAAGUUAGGCAAUUUUAAAUAUGUAGGAGCUCAGCUUAAAACUUAAUUAAAUUAGACGAAAAUUAAGUUUUAGCAUCUUGUUAUUCUGCUAGGAUUAUCACUGAAAUCGGAAGAAAAACCAGGAAUACAAUUUAACAAAUAUAAAUUAAAAAAAAAAAGAAUACAAAUUCAAAAGAAAACAUGCAUGGAAAUAAAAAAUACAGAAAUACAAAUAAAAACAAGUGGAAUAUAAUGCUCAAUAUUUACGCUAAUUGGGUGUGGGAUGUCUUGUUUCAGAAUAUUUACUCAGCACAUAAAUACAGUUCUAUUGAGGACUUGUUUAACUGUAUACAGACUUCAUCGGUUGUGCUUAGUUUUUUAGUGACAUCAUUUUGAUUAAGUUACUUUGUUAUGUCAUCUUCCUGUGUUCUAUGUUGGUUUAUAAGUCAUAUUUUGUAUACACAUAUUUUAAGAUAUUUACUGAAGGAUUUUUAUUUGAGACGGUUAUAUUAUGUUGAUAUUUGUUGAGAUGUAAACUUUGUUAAUUAACCUAGGGUUGAUCCUACAACAUUUGUUGAGAUGUAAACUUUGUUAAUUAACCUAGGGUUAAUCCUUGUUGAGAUGUAAACUUUGUUGAUUAACCUAGGGUUGAUCCUACAUUUGUUGAACUGGUCUUGAUGUAAGGAAUUAUUGUUAUAAUGGAAUCUAGUGAUCUGUUUUCUCAUGUUUUAUAAUUAAUGAAUUAAUUUCAUCGUGCCUUCUGUGUGACAUGGUCAACUGUCAUGUGGCAUAGUCUAAUGUCAUAUGGCACAGUCUACUGUCAUGUGGCAUAGUCUAAUGUCAUGUGACAUGUACUGUCAUGUGACACAGUCUAAUGUCAUCACAUGACACAGUCUACUGUCAUAUAGCACAUUCUAAUGUCCUCAUGUGACACUGCCUACUGCCAUCAUGUCAAGCUAAAACAUUCCAUCUUUCAUACAACUAAAUAAACAUAUGGAAGAAU
This is a messenger RNA of Physella acuta, 2593 nucleotides long. RefSeq names its product fumarylacetoacetase-like. Gene Ontology annotation, molecular function: fumarylacetoacetase activity. Gene Ontology annotation, biological process: L-phenylalanine catabolic process; L-tyrosine catabolic process; homogentisate catabolic process. The record is from RefSeq and is a predicted model, not a curated record. Lineage: Eukaryota; Metazoa; Mollusca; Gastropoda; Physidae.